GAACAACCUUCAAUCAAGAACAUCUGGGAUGCUCCGAGUAUCUCAAACCCACUGUUGUAAGCUCCCAUCAUCUGUGUGAUCACCGUGGAAUCGUGGCUGUUGGUCUUCCAACAAAAAGAAAGAGAAGCUGGAAGAGCUAUCGCGAUGCAGAAGUUAAAUGCCAGGGCAGGUGGGACACGUGCACUCAGUGGCAGGUGCUGCCACCUGCACUCCGACAGCAGGCGCCGUCACAAUAUUCCUCUUAAAGCUCUAAUAUGACUCUUUCUCUCCUUAUGAAGCCUCUACGAUUAUAGAAAAAUUUAUAGUCUAAGGACAAUAAUUAUACUCGCGAAUAUACGAUGUCUAAUUCUAAUAAUGACCAGACCGCAGUCGCUCAGCCUAUUACUGACAAUCUUGAGCUUCAGCCGAUCGAUGUCCACUCUAUAAUAGAGGAAAAUGUAAUGGUCUUAGGUAGUAUAUUGCAACUAGCUGAUGACGACUCUACGGGUACACUGAACUUGGAGAAGAAAAGGAGAGACGAUAGACUCUGGUAGCUCGCAAGCAUACUUAUCCUCGUGGGCGCGCUGGUCUGAGCGCAUUACUAGAAGAUUCGGUGUGCUGUGGGGCGAGUGGGAAUGGCUUCAUCACGGUCUUGGUGCUGGCCGAGAGUCGCCGAGGCUCACACCGGGCCCAGCCCGUUACAGAAAAUGAAGACCUGCCUCUCUAGCCGAGAAUGAAAU
Parathielavia appendiculata is the source of this 719-nucleotide messenger RNA. RefSeq lists its product as uncharacterized. The transcript has a single exon. The record is from RefSeq and is a predicted model, not a curated record. The coding region runs from base 339 to 533 and encodes 64 amino acids. Lineage: Eukaryota; Fungi; Ascomycota; Sordariomycetes; Sordariales; Chaetomiaceae.